Molecule: messenger RNA, 897 nt
Organism: Benincasa hispida (wax gourd)
Lineage: Eukaryota; Viridiplantae; Streptophyta; Magnoliopsida; Cucurbitales; Cucurbitaceae
Product: putative peroxygenase 4
Molecular function (GO): calcium ion binding; monooxygenase activity
Source: RefSeq, a predicted model, not a curated record
CUCACGGUUCCAUUCUCUUCCAAACGAAAACGAGAAGAUCCUUCUGAAACCCUCUCUAAACGCACCGUUUUACUCCCAAACCAAAAUUACAAAAAGGCCCCUCCGAAAUCUUCUUCUUCAUCUUCUUUUUCAUCCAUGGCUGAAUUGUCGAAGAAGAAUAAUAUGUCCUCAAGCCCCAGCGGAGAAAGCGCAGGCGAGAACCAGAAGAACGUGCUGCAGAAACACGUGGCGUUCUUUGAUAGGAACAAAGACGGCGUCGUUUAUCCAUGGGAAACGUUCAAAGGGUUUCGAGCAAUUGGGGCAAAUUUGCUUUUGUCCACUCUUAGUGCUGUUUUUAUUAACGUUGGACUCAGCUCAAAAACCCGACCGGGGAAGUUUCCUAAUUUUCUGUUCCCAAUUGAGAUAAAGAACAUUCAACUUUCCAAACAUGGAAGUGAUUCUGGUGUAUAUGAUUCUGAAGGAAGAUUUGUUAGUGAGAAAUUUGAAGAAAUAUUCAAGAAGCAUGCCCUAAGCAACCCAGAUGCCUUAACACAAGAAGAACUUAAAGCCCUUCUCAAGUCAAAUAGAGAGCCUAAAGACUACAAAGGAUGGGUUGCUGCAUGGACAGAAUGGACAACUCUAUACAGUCUUUGCAAAGAUGAGAAUGGUUUACUUAAAAAGGAAACUGUGAAGGCUGUUUAUGAUGGAAGCUUAUUUGAACAUAUGGAGAAAGAAACGGCAUCAAAAAAGAAGAAAUGAAACUAAGGGGUGUUUGCUAGAUUUUCAUUGUUAACUAAUUUCUCAUUUUAAUUAAAUUUAUAAUAUCAUGAUAUUUUAUCCUUUUAGUUUAAUAAAAUGUGUAAUCAUAUAAAGAUAUAAUAAAAUUGUUUGGUAAGUUGUGAGUUUGUAAUCAUCAAA